GGUCGUUGAAGAGAAACUGAAAUGAUCCUGACUGAUGAAGCCUCUGUUGACUUUAUUGAUUAUAGAUUGGUCAGCAUUGUUAGCAGCUGACUGAUAAUGAUCAGCUGGAUCAGGUUUUAAUGGAGGUUCACGUUUCAUUAACUUUAGUUUGAUUUAUUUAUGCCUUCUUCCGUCCUCUCCCACCUUCUCAUUUCCUUUCUUAUCUCCUUCUUACAUCCUUCCUACAUCCUUCCAUCCUGUCCUCCUUCACCUCCUACAUUCCUUCUUCACAUCCUUCUUUCGAUGCUGCCUUGUUUCCUCUCUUUCCCUUUUUUAUUCCUUCCCUCCUUCCAUCCUUUCCUUCCUCCAUCUCAGGAGUUGUAAUCACCUGUUGGUCAGUCAGCUGCUAAAUUUGAUUAACGUGGGUGUUCUGCUGACGUCACCGUUUCAUGUUGUUGUAUAUUGUUGUACAAUCUCAGUAGACUGUUGCUAAUGUAAAGCUGCUGUCAAUAAAGCUUCAGUGGAUUGAAUGUAACCUGUUAAUCAGAUUAGCAGUGCGUCUGUUAGCAGAUAAGCUCUGUCUGUUAAUCUCCUCCAUCAGUCAACAUGUUGGACACGAGGAACAGAGUCCGUCUCUCAGUGCUGCUGUGUGUGUCGCUGGUGUCGGCCUUCGUGGAUGAGCUGGAUGACUCCUUCAUGGAAACCAGAGGAGCUGAUGACAUCUGGCUCAUUAAAUUCUACGCCCCCUGGUGUACCUUCUGUAAACAGCUGGAUCCUGUUUGGCAUCAGAUCGGAUCAGAACUGAAGAGUCUCGGUUCCCCGGUCAAUGUCGGCAAAUCAGACGCCACCGCCAACACUGGUUUGGCCAAAGAGUUCAAGGUCAGAGGUUAUCCAUCCAUCCUCAUGUUGAAGAAAGGUGUGAAAUAUAAUUAUUCAGGACCGAGAACCAAAGAUGGAAUCAUGGACUUUGCUCAUCGAGUUGGAGGGCCGCUGGUUCGAACUCUCACCAGUCUGCAGCUUUUCCAACACGCCAUGAACAGCCGAGAUGUCAUGUUUGUUUAUGUUGGAGCCACAUCACAGCUAAAGGGAAACUACACAUCUGCAGCUGAGCAGCUGAUCGUCCACACCUACUUCUUCUCUGCUGCCAGGGACAUCCUGCCAAAGGCGGUGUCUCUGCCCUCUCUGCCGGCUGUGGUGGUUUUUAAAGACGGGACCUUCUUUACCUACAACGAGGAACAUGACGGUGAUCUGAAGUCGUGGAUCAACAGAGAACGUUUCCCAAACUACUUCAAGAUUGACAGCUACACUCUGUACGCCAUGGGAGAGUCAGGUAAACUGGUGGUGUUAGCGCUGGUGGAGGAGAGGAACCUGUGUGAGGAAAGCUUGAGGUAUAAAAGUCUGGUGGAGAAAGUAGCUGCAGACCACAAAGAGAUCUACAGCAGAAGCUUCUACUUCGGCUUCAUGGAGGGCAGCGACUACAUCAGCGGGCUGGUGAUGGGUGAGGUCAUCGUGCCAUCGUUCGUCGUGGUCAAUCUGUCCAAUGAUGGCUACUUCCUGCCAACAGGCGCCAUGGAGACGGAGCACCACCUGAUGAACUUCCUGAACGGGGUUCUGGAUGGCAGCAUCCAGUGUCAGGGAGGAAACGGCGUUGUCCAACGUGCCAGACGCUUUGUCCACGAGACUAAAGUCACGCUGAUGUCGGUGUUCAGCCAGGCUCCGCUGCUGGGCUGCUUCCUGGUUGGCUUCCCGCUUGCCAUGGCCACCGUGUUCUGUUACCUCUGCCGUAAAGCCCGAUCCACCAUGAGUGACGACGACGAUGACGGUGUUGCGCCGUCAGCUCCGCCCCUGCAGAGCUACAAAAAACUGACUGACAAGAAGUCCGAGUGAUGAGGACAGGAGGGGGACAGGAGGGGGACCGGACUGAUCCAGACUUAGACCCAGAGAACCAUCACCUGUCUCUGAGCUGUCACAUGAAAUAAAA
Messenger RNA from Seriola dumerili (greater amberjack), 1960 nucleotides. Its product is annotated as protein disulfide-isomerase TMX3-like. Gene Ontology annotation, molecular function: protein disulfide isomerase activity. Gene Ontology annotation, cellular component: endoplasmic reticulum. The transcript has 16 exons. Gene Ontology annotation, biological process: peptidyl-cysteine oxidation. NCBI's taxonomy places the organism in Eukaryota, Metazoa, Chordata, Actinopteri, Carangiformes, Carangidae. Bases 586 to 1866 code for a protein of 426 amino acids. The record is from RefSeq and is a predicted model, not a curated record.